Hordeum vulgare subsp. vulgare (domesticated barley) is the source of this 2351-nucleotide messenger RNA. RefSeq names its product BTB/POZ domain-containing protein POB1-like. NCBI's taxonomy places the organism in Eukaryota, Viridiplantae, Streptophyta, Magnoliopsida, Poales, Poaceae. Gene Ontology annotation, molecular function: protein binding. Gene Ontology annotation, biological process: response to red light. Gene Ontology annotation, cellular component: nucleus. The transcript has 5 exons. The record is from RefSeq and is a predicted model, not a curated record. Bases 853 to 2118 code for a protein of 421 amino acids.
AAUUUACAGGCCUCCCGUGAAAAAAAAUACGGAUCAGACUGGAUUUACGGGAUCUGGUCAGACCCUUACGACGAGGACAUCACGGAGGUCGUCGUCGCGGGCGGCGGCGGUCUCGGAGAGACCGGGCGGCACUCUGGGCCCUGCGCGAUACCCACCUGUUCCGCCAGACGCGGGGCUCCCCUGCCGCGGUGGUGGCAACUCCCCCCCGGUGACCCAAGGGGAAGGGCUUCCCCGGUGUUGGGCGUUGGCGAGCAAUUUCCACCUGCCCGGUGAUUUCCUGGAGCCACGGCGAUUUCCACCUUGGACCUUGGUGGCCUCGCCAGCGCCGGGCCGGGGGGGAGCUGAGCCCCCCUGCCGUUUGAAGACUGGCUGAGCCGCAACGAUGUCCCAUGCAGAGUGGUUCCCAGCGUGCUGGCUGCGAAGCCCGCUGUCGCCGCUGUGCCUGGGAUCCACGGGAGGGCAUGGUUGAUGAUGAUGCAACAGAUAUUUAGUCAAGUAUUUGGAUUUAGCUGUGGUGUUCAAACAUAUCAAUCCCCUGUCCCUGCAAAAGUAGAAUACAGUCGAUCCGCUGCAAGUCUGCAACUGGGACUAGCCACUGGACAAUGGAUGCGAACCUUGCGACUCAGAAAACUUGAAAAGAUGUUAUUCCGGCUGACACCUAGAGCUCUACUACUUGAUGUCCUUUAUUGAAUUGUGGGUUUUGGAAUUCUAAUAUUCAUGUUACAGUUCCUGGUCAAGUUUGCGGUGAAGCUUUUCAAGAGGCAUUGCCUAAGUUCGGCUUGUGACAAAUAGUUAUCUGAUGAAGUUAUAUGAUAUUCCACUGAUAAUGGAGAGAUAGACUGUUCCUCAACCAUGGCAGAUACACCAAUUUUAACAGUAAAGGCACUUCAUAUCAAUUCAGUAAUUCUUGCUGCAAGAAGUCGUUUCUUUCUAAAGCUUUUCUCAAAUGGCAUGAAUGAAUCUGACCAGACGCAUCCAAGAAUCAGGAUUGCUGAUUCAGAGGAAAAUGCCUUUAUGGAGCUUUUAAGAUUCAUGUACAGUGGAAAGUUGACAACAAUUGAGCCCACUCUUCUGCUCGACAUCUUAAUGGCGGCCGACAAAUUUGAGGUUCUUUCUUGCAUGUGGUAUUGCAGUCAGUUGCUCACAAGCCUGCCUAUGACCACAGAAUCUGCACUGCUAUACCUAGACCACCCAUGUUCGCUUUCAAUGGCUGCUGAAGUUCAGCGUGUGGUAGAUGCAGCCAAGGAAUUCCUUGCUGAGAAAUACAAGAUUUUAGAAAAGUUUGAAGUAGUGAUGAACAUCUCUCUUUCAGGAAUCGAGGCCAUCUUUUCGAGCACUGAUCUACAAGUAGCAUCUGAAGAUGAGGUAUAUAACUUCUUCCUCAAGUGGGCCCGUGCACGAUACCUAGAACCGGAGGAAAGGCGCGAGAUCUUGAGCUGUCGUUUACUUCCACUGGUACGCUUCAGUCAUAUGACAUGUGCGGCACUUCAGGACAUCCUAGCAUGCACUGAUAAUGACAUAGACCAUGAGCAAGUAAGUAAGCACAUCACUGAGGUACUUCUCCACAAAGCUUACCCAACCCAGAUGGAAGAUGCUCUUGUAGCAGAUGCAUCAACUCUCGAUUGGCAAUCUGCUGAGCGAACUUACGGGUACAAGCAUGUGAAAACAGUUACGUUUGACCGACCUUACCCACAGGUUAUAGUUUACAUGGAUCUAAAGCGCGACGAGUGCUCCCGAUUCUUCCCAUCAGGAGUUAUAUUGUCGGACUGGUUCCAUCUCGCAGGUCAGAAAUUCUAUGUCAUGGCAAACUGUGUAAUGGAUGAGCAGACACACUUGUACAGCUUUUGCCUCUGGUUAGGGAUAUAUGGAAAUUCUAUUUCAGGCUCGUUGUGUUUCGAUAUUGAGUUUGCUGCAAGGACAAGAUCGUCAGGAAAAUUCUUGAGCAAGUACGGCGGUAGGCACACAUUCAUCGGUCCUAUAUUGGAGGGAUGCGAUGAUCUUUUUGGAGUUCCAUGGUCGACGUUCAUUGCAGACGACAACCUCUUCAUCGACGGUGUGCUGCAUCUGAGAGUAGAUCUGACUGUGGUGGAGCAGCCUGAAUUACAGACCUGCAUGUGAUACUGUGACCUGCUGUGAUACUGUGUGUUGAGCCCUGCAUGUGAUACUGUGAGCUGCCGCUGCAGCCAGGAAGUUUGAUGUAUUGGCAUUGUACGGGUACCCUGAAUCAUGUGUUGUUGUUGAUCGGUUGCUACUGCAAGUCAGUAGUAACAUGUGUGUGUGUGUGUGUGCGUGUGAUGACAGCUGACUUUUGUAUGUUGGUAUCAUGGUUUUGAAUGUUAUGCUUGUGCGAA